CCGGCCUGUCAGUCAACGAUAUAUUGAUGGUAGGUCCUAACGUGCAGAACUCUCUUUUCUCCAUAUUGAUUCGAGCUCGCCAGUAUAAGUUUAUUUUAACUGGAGACAUCGAAAAGAUGUACCGACAAGUGCAAGUGUCUGAUGAAGAUCGUGACUUGCAAUUGAUUCUGUGGAGGGAAGAUGAGUCUGAACCUAUCAAAACCUUACGUCUGAAUACUCUCACUUACGGGACCGCAAGUGCGAGCUAUUUAAGUACUAAGUGUCUCUGGCAGGUCGGGGAGGAGUGCGAGGAUGCGCAAAUAAAAACAAUAAUUCAAAACGAUUUUUACGUAGAUGACCUUAUAACUGGAGCCGACAGUGAAGAAGAACUUCGUUAUAUUCAAAAAUCAGUCGCUUCUGCUCUUAGCGGAGCUUGCUUCCCUUUGAGAAAGUAUAAAACAAAUCUGCCUCAAAUAUUUGAUAAUUCUAAUAUUAACUCUCAAGAUAGCCUGACUUUAAGCGAAUCGUCGAGUACUCUCGGACUUGGCUGGAAUCCUUCUAACGAUAAAUUACAUUUUCCAGUCUCCCUUCCACUUCAAAAUAGCACAAAUACAAAAGUAACUAAGCGUUACAUAAUGUCAAAUUCAUUCAAAAUUUUCGACCCUUUGGGUCUAUUAAGUCCAUGUGUAAUCUUACCUAAAAUUAUGCUACAGCAGUUGUGGCUACAAAAAAUAGACUGGGACCAGCCGGUUCCAGAUGAUAUAAAUAAUGCUUGGCACGAGUUUGCUAGCUACAUACCUGAUCUUACCACUCUCCAGAUUCCCAGGUCCGUCCUGUGUGAUUUACCAAAGGAUGUAGAGAUGCAUUCAUUUAGCGACGCCUCGCAACGCGCUUAUGGGGCUUGCGUCUACAUAAAAACAAUGGAUGCUGAAAAUAAUGUCUCUGUUAAACUUUUGUGCGCGAAAUCAAAGGUGGCGCCACUAAAGCCCACCACGAUCCCACGCUUAGAGCUUUGUGCUGCUCUGCUUGCUGCCAGAUUGUGUAAAAGCGUACUAGAGUCCUUACGAUUCACCCCAUCAGCUGUUGUGCACUGGUGCGACUCUAGCGUUGUACUCAGUUGGAUAAACAGCGAGCCUAGUAAGCUGAAAACCUUUGCAGCCAAUCGCAUAGGUGAAAUUUUAGAGACUACACUACCUUCUUCAUGGCGCUACGUACCUACCGCCUAUAAUCCAGCAGAUCUUAUUUCCAGAGGGGUCAAUGCGGUCCAACUGCUGCACUCUGAACUCUGGUGGUCAGGUCCGAAUUUUCUGUCAAAAGAUGAAACUUUCUGGCCUACAUUAAAACCGACUCCAUUAGAAUCUUUGCCGGAAGUAAAAUCCAUGACAGUAACUGUCUCACAACCCUUAAUUGAUUUCAUUAGAUAUUCUAAGCUAAACAGAAUUCAACGAUCCUUCGCAUAUGCUAAAAGGUUCAUACAUAAUGUAAAAAAUCCUAAUAGUAAAAUAUUAGGCAACUUAACUAUUGAGGAAUUAAAUGAUUCAUUUAAUCAUCUGUGCAGCAUAGCUCAGCAACAAAGUUUUCCCACAGAAUAUAAUUUACUAUCGAAAGGUAAAUCAUUGAGUCCAAAGUCCAGAAUAUUGUCAUUAUCACCAUUCUUUGAAAAUAACUUAAUAAAAGUAGGUGGUCGGAUAAACGCAUCUCAUUAUACUUACGACAAACGUCAUCCCAUUCUUCUCGAUCCUAGACAUCACUUAUGUAGGCUUAUAUUUGCACACGAACACUGUAACAACAUGCAUGCUGGACCGCAAUUACUGUUAGCCAUAAUUAGGGAAAGAGUCUGGCCGAUAGACGGGAGGCGCGCGGCGCAGCGCACAGUAUAUAACUGUGUACGGUGCAGGCGUGUACAAGGGAAGACUUUGUGCCCUAAAAUGGGCGAUCUGCCGGCUCAGCGAAUCACGGCGGACUUUCCGUUUGUCUCCGUAGGCCUUGACUUUGCAGGUCCUUUCCUGAUUUUAAAUCGAAAGGGUCGAGGAGCUAAGCUUGUGAAAAUGUAUUUAUGUUUGUUCGUAUGUCUGAGAUAUAAAUGUUUGCAUUUGGAAGCUGUUAGCGAUCUCACCAAGAAUUCUUUCAUAAUGACCUUACGUCGUUUUGUUGCUCGCAGAGGAAGGCCAGCUGAAAUAUUCUGUGACAAUGGUCGUAAUUUUAUAGCCGGUGCUAAAGAGCUAAAUAGUUUUUUAAAGGAAAAUGUAGAAUCUCUUUCGGCUUUUGCAACUCAAGAAGGAAUAAAAUUUAAUUUCACACCAGCAUACGCUCCUCAUUUUGGCGGUAUUUGGGAAGCCGGUGUUAAAUCGGCCAAAUACCAUGUUAAGCGCAUAAUGGGAAACACUCAUCUCACAUUCGAGGAGAUUACUACUUUAUUUGCACAAGUGGAAGCCAUUUUAAAUAGCCGCCCCUUGUGUCCUCUCUCUUCAUCUCCUGACGAUCUCCUUUUCCUAUCCCCAGGGCACUUUCUCAUUGGCAGACCGCUAAGAGCUCUACCUACACCAACCCUGGAAGAUUGCAACGAAAGUUAUCUCCAACGCUACGCUCGCGUCGAAAAGUUGCGCCAGAGUUUUUGGAAACGUUGGCAAGGCGAAUACAUCGGCGAGCUGCAACAAAGAUGUAAAUGGAGAGUGAACAAAGCCGAUCUAAAGGUUGAAGAUAUGGUCCUGAUUCAUGAAGAAAACACGCCACCCUUAUGCUGGCGCCUUGGACGAGUCCUGCGUCUGUUUCCUGGUCCGGAUGGAGUCUCCAGAGUAGCUGACGUCAACACAACGAGAGGCACCAUACGACGCCCUCUCACUCGCCUCUGCCCGCUACCGACGCCUGAGGAUCUAUGCGGUUGAAGUCGAUGUCUUCAACAGGGGGGAAGAUGUUCCGGCCAGCGCCUUCUUAAAUCAAGUCCGCAAUUAUCACCCGCGUAUAACAAAACCUGCAUUUUGCAUAGGAGUUUCUUGCCAAUAAAUUUGCAAUCUCAGUUUCGUUCUGACCUCAUGACCGAACGCAUCAUUUACACAAUUUGUACCAUUUUAUAAUUAAUAUAAGUUCAAGUUGAAGAUUUGGGUUUUAUUCUAAAUUAAAACUCA
Messenger RNA from Pectinophora gossypiella (pink bollworm), 3104 nucleotides. RefSeq lists its product as uncharacterized. Lineage: Eukaryota; Metazoa; Arthropoda; Insecta; Lepidoptera; Gelechiidae. Bases 27 to 2864 code for a protein of 945 amino acids. Gene Ontology annotation, biological process: DNA integration. The record is from RefSeq and is a predicted model, not a curated record. Gene Ontology annotation, molecular function: nucleic acid binding. The transcript has a single exon.